UCUGGACCAUUCUCCACUCCAUCCUGUCUUUUAAAACUCUGGGAACUUCACAAAACUAUCAGACUUGAUUUUGAAGGACGGGGAAAACUAAUUCAUCGGUCAAGUCUCUCAAAAACUUGACAAACCCAUACCUAUUUUUCUUUUGUGUGUGUGUGUUUAAUUUAUUUUUUGUUACCAACAGCUGCCCAUCAUUGACAGUGGCACUAUGUGGGACUUCACAGUCGUGACUCUGGUGCUGUCUACCGUCUUAGUUGUGUCUCUGGCACAAGGACCCAUCUGGGACAGCUCACAUCUUCAGAGGUUAAACAAAACGGACAGGAACAGAAAGCUGGCUUACAACAGCCUUAUGGAACCACAGACCACAGGCGUGACCGAGUGGACAUCCUGGUUCAAUAUCGACCAUCCGGGAGGAAACGGGGACUACGAGAGGUUAGAAGCCAUUCGCUUCUACUAUCGGGAAAGGGUUUGCUCGCGACCUGUAGCCAUGGAGGCCCGUACCACAGACUGGGUUGCAGCUGCAGAUACAGGGGAGGUGGUCCAUUCCAGUCUGGAGAAGGGCUUCUGGUGCAUCAAUAAGGAGCAGCCGCUUGGUCGCAGCUGCUCCAAUUACCAUGUGCGAUUCCAGUGUCCACCAGUCCACUCAUACUGGACCGACUGGAGUGAAUGGACGCCUUGCUCUGCCACUGCCUGUAACGAUGUUGGCAUCCAAGUCCGUCAGAGGAAAUGCAUGAGCACGCAACCUCUUCCAUUGCUGCUUUCGCGUUGCGUGGGACCUCACAUCGAACGGAGAGAGUGUUCAACCCCACCAUGUGAAGCCUUGUGGAGCCAAUGGGGUUCAUGGAGUGCUUGCUCAGUGACCUGUGGAAAGGGACGCAGGACAAGACGUAGGACAUGUCACAGAUCUUCAACUAAGAUUCAGUGUACAGGACGACCCGUAGAGGUCCAUAAGUGUGGAAAUCCAUGCCCAGUGGCAUGCAAACGUGUCUGUCCUGGGGGACGUCCCAAUAAGGACUGCAGCUACUGUAUCUGUGAUGGACAGACGCUACACGGGGAGGUCUUCACCGUUACAGGUGUCCCAGUGGCUGACGCCACAGUGGCUCUGGCCAGCCAAGCCAAGGUCAUCCGUGCCCACACUGAUGCCAAGGGUCAAUUCAAGAUUGAAGGACUGUGCACCAACCCUCAGACCCAAGUAAUAAUAAUGAAGGAUAAAUUUGCUCCCAUCACACUCCCUGUUUCCAUCAACAGCACUGAUGAACUCUGGGUACGGGCUGUCUUACGAUCCUCAGAAAAGCCAUAUAUUGAGAAACAUCCCGAAGACAAAGUACGUUACGAGGGACAACGUGCAACCCUUUGCUGUAGAGCAACAGGAACACCAAAACCUGACAAAUAUUACUGGUACCACAACGGAACUUUAUUGAAUCGCACAAAAUACAAGUACGAUGAAGAUUUGAUAUUGCGGGACCUGAAACCAGAGCAGUCAGGGCAAUAUCACUGCAAAGCAACUAGUCUGACAGGCAGCAUCAAGUCUACUCCAGCCGUCCUCACUGUUUUCGCUAAAGGAUCACCAGCAUGCAACUCAACACCCGAUUCUUACUUGAUCAAAUUGCCAUUUGACUGCAGGCAGCCAGGAACAGACUCCAAGUUUUACAAUGCAGGUCGCUGUCCACACAACAAAUGCCCUGGAUCACUGGACUUUGACAUGCGCUGCAGGGAUGGAUCCGGCUUCUGCUGUGGGGUCAAACAAAUGGACACUAGAGAGAUCAAAUGUGGCCGUUACACCCUGCCUAUCAAAGUUGUAAGUGAAUGUGGCUGCCAGACCUGUGUGGAGCCCAAAGUCCUUGUACGGGGCAGAGUGGUGGCAACAGACAAUGAUGAACCCCUUCGCUUUGGACACAUUUACAUAGGAAAGGAACGGAUAGGUACCACGGGAUAUCAGGGUGGUUUCACAAUCCAGGUGUCUCCAGAUACACAGCGUCUUGUGGUAAACUUUGUCGACCCUUCUCAGAAGUUCAUCGACACAAUCAAGGUUUUUAUUUUUGACAAAAGAGGAGGUGCAGUCUAUCAUGAUGUAAAAGUGAUGAGGAAGCAAGAACCUAUUGAUAUCAAUGCUGCCGAAAGCAAUACCAUUUACCUAGGUGAAAUUAAAGGCGAGGACCCUAUCGGUCAACUGGUGAUACCUCCAAAUUCUUUCCAUAAAAACACAGGAGAAGUGUACGAAGGGACUGUUAAGGCCAGUGUCACGUUCCUCGACCCACGCAACAUUACCAUGGCUGCUGCUGCCCCUGGUGAUCUCAACUUUGUAGACGAUGAAGGAGACAUGCUCCCUCUCAGGACAUACGGAAUGUUUUCAGUAGAUUUCCGAGAUGGGGCAAACCAGGAGGUUCUAGGAGCCGGCGCAGUCCAGGUUCUCCUUGAUACAGAGCACGUUAAGAUGCAGGAGCACAUUCCUACUAUGAAACUCUGGUCCCUCAAUCCCGACACAGGCAUUUGGGAGGAGGAAAGUAACUUUCAACCCACACAAAGUACCAUUGCUGGCAGUGGGAGGAACAAACGAGAGGAGCGCACCUUCCUGAUAGGAAAUAUGGAAAUCAGGGAGCGUAGGUUGUUCAAUCUCGAUGUACCUGAAAAUCGCCGCUGUUAUGUCAAGGUGAGGGCGUACAUGAGCGACAAGUUCCUGCCCAAUGAGCAACUAGAAGGAGUGGUAAUAAACUUGAUAAACCUGGAGCCCAAGCCUGGUUACUCGUCAAAUCCAAGGGCAUGGGGUCGCUUUGAUAGUGUGAUAACAGGACCAAAUGGUGCUUGUCUUCCAGCUUUCUGCGAUGCUCAGAGGCCUGAUGCAUACACGGCUUACGUCACGGCUAUAAUGGGAGGUGAGGAAUUGGAAGCAGCCCCCUCAAUGCCAAAAAUGAACCCAAACAUUAUUGGCGUGUCUCAACCUUACUUAGGGAAGUUAGAUUACCAGCGCUCAGAUCAUGAGGAUCCAGCACUUAAGAAAACCGCUUUCAGAAUCAACCUGGCCAAACCAAACCCUAACAAUUUUGAUGAAACAAAUGGUCCAAUCUAUCCUUACCAGAGUUUAAUUGGAUGUGAAAAUGCACCUGUUGACGCCAACCACUUUCGUUUCUUCCGUGUCGAAAAAGAUAAAUACGAGUACAAUGUGGUACCCUUUCAGGAGAGUGACCUCACAUCUUGGACUGGAGACUACCUUUCCUGGUGGCCAAAUCCACAAGAGUUCAGGGCUUGCUUCAUCAAAGUUAAGAUUCAUGGAGCUACAGAAAUCAUGGUAAGGUCAAGAAACCUUGGUGGAACUCAUCCUCAAACAAGGGGCCAGUUGUAUGGCAUUAGAGACAUUCGUAGUACCCGUGACUUACACCAUCCCAACACCUCUGCUGCUUGUCUUGAGUUCAAGUGCAGUGGGAUGCUCUUUGAUCAAGGUAUUGUAGACAGGUCACUCAUUUCUGUGAUUCCACAAGGCAACUGCCGUCGGAUAGGCAUCAAUGGUCUCCUGCAAGAGUAUCUAAUAAAGCACCCUCCUGUUCUUCAGAACAAUGAGUCUCAUGCAUUCAAUAUGUUAGCUCCUGUUGAUCCCCUUGGACACAAUUACGGAAUAUAUACCGUCACUGACCAAAACCCACGAGUUGCCAAAGAGAUUGCCAUUGGCCGCUGCUUUGAUGGAACUUCAGAUGGUUUUUCCAGGGAGAUGAAGUCAGAUUCUGGAGUGGCACUAACGUUCAGCUGCCCUAAAAGAACUGUGAAUCGUGAGAGCUUAUUCCAGCGCUUGCAAACAAAUCCUGGCCUAACACUAACACAGAUGGCACGGGAGAUGAGAGAGUCCCAGGGAUUGCAAGUCAGAAGAGGGUCAACCCAAAUGGUGGCCUACCCCUUUGGCCAACAAGGCAGGAGCCAGAACCGCAGAGCCACUAACACUAAUAGAAGGAGACCUGCUACCAGGACACAACCAAGACAGUAGAUCUUUCUUUAGGUCUUUCAGGUUGAAAAGAAUGAAGAAAUAAGACUCAAAAAAAUCUGCAAUGGAAAUCCCAAACUUGGCCAGCUGGGUGAUAUUGGAUGCUCUGUCCCAAAGGAGCAAAAUCCUUACCUGAUUUAUCCGAAAACAUUUAAACUCUUUCUGUUUGUCUAUGGGAAACUGUCCUCUCAAGUUUACUUCAUUGUUUAAGACACUUAUUUUAUGAUUAGGCCAAAUACUCGUACAGGAUAAUCUCAUUUAUUUAUUUCAAAUGUCAAAACGUGCUUAUGUGGAGUGUCUACAUUUAGAUUAUUGACUCAUUAUUGACAAGUCUGUAGGGGUUAAGGUCAGGUGUGACAGCUGCUAAUCCUUUCAUCAACAACAUAUUAGAGAACUCUGUGGGAUGCAAUGAACUAGACCCGAGGCAGCAAAGAUGCUUGUUCUGUCUCGUCUCCUUUUUGUUGUUAUUUGGCCAACUAUCGGUCCAAAGCACGACUGACCCCAGCCAAGAAUUGCAUUCCUUAACAGAACGGAUCGCCAAGGUAGACAAAACAAACAUGUGGUGAGACAUAAAGAAUGAUAUAAUCUAACUUCAAACACAAAUUAAUGCAACAUUGCCUUUUUUUUAAAUGCCCUCAUCAUCCUUUUGACCGCCUGACCGGCCUAUUUAAAAGUUUUCUUUUGAUAUGAAAUCCAACUUAUACAGUACAUCUCAGUGUAUAAUGUCUAGAUAUUAGGGUAAACUGAUUGUAUUUUGUUUCUUGUUUCUGUCUGUCUUCUAAAGUGCAAUAUUGUGUUCCAAUAAUGACUUGAGAGUCCUAACAAAAAUGUCCUAUGUUAUGAGCCAAUCAGCCAUAGGUCUGUUUAAAAUGUUGGGCUAUUCCCUCAGUAAGUGUAUAUCUGAAUUUCAAAUUACAAAGCACCUGUUUUUUAACCUAGACAUAAUGAAUCUGAGCUUGCUAAUCCAAUGCAGUCUCCUCUCAUUUAGCCAGCUGACAAUGCAACAUAAAUGCAGUUGCAGUAUUUUAAAACCACCUUGAAGUAACUAUGGACAUUUACAAAAAAACAGUUGUGUGAUUUCAACUUUUAAUGGACCAUAAAAAAUCACGCAGACCUGCAUGAGCUGGACAACUGUAUUUUCCGAGGUAUGUUUGUAGGUAGCAUUGCAAAUAGGAUUUCAUUAUGGUAAUUCUGCUUUGAUUUGUUUAAUCCCUUAUGCGGUAAAAUUCAUCACUAUCCUGUGUUGGUUCAAAGCAGGAAUUUAAUUCGGUUGAGGGAUUGCAUUGCAUGUUUUAAUAGAUAAUGGUGGAAAUGUUUAUUGUCUUUGUCUCCAAAGAUUGCCCAGUGCGGGUAGAAUAUAAACAAUAUUGUGAAAUAUAAUCAAAUUAAAUGUUAAAAGGAACAAAAAUAUAAUACCUUGCCUAUAUAAUACCUUGGAUUAUUUUCUUCAAGAAAAUAAUCCAGAAUGUGGCAAUUUUUUCUAAAAUUGCAGUUGACCAAAUGUAAUUACGUAAAAAGUAUGUUAAAUUGUGCCAUUAACAGCACAUUGUUGUGGCCAACUAGAAUCAUUAGGAAAUGAAAUAUGUAACUCUAAUCCAUUUUUUCCCAUUUAAACUGUAAAACACUUUGCUGUAUGCCAAGUACAGACUUAAAACAACUAAAAUCAUGUUUGUUUGUUUUUUAUAUCCCAGGCAGUCUCACCUGUGAGUGAUGUUGAGUCAUACAUUUGUAACUUGAAUAACUUUAAACUGUAAUUUUGUAAUAUAUUCAGUCAAUGUAACCUUUGGUCUUUCAGCAUAUCUAUACUGUACAUUUCUAUUUCAGAGGCAAGCUGGAGGUGGAUAUUGGAUGAAUACGGUGCUAAAAAAAUUAGUUGGCCUCCAGUUAGCUUUCAAAAGAGUGUUUGUCCUCACUUCAACUGUCUGGCUGGUCUCAGGGAGACUACAGAAUUUCCAGGAAUAUCCUCUGGCAAAAUGUGCGUUGAUAAUAACUCUACCGCAUUGUCUACGCUACAAAGUGAGAGUUGAAUAGUUGCCUCUGUGCUCUUGCAAAUCUCUGUUCAUGCUUGUUUCAGAAACCUCUUACAUAAAACAAAUGCUGAAAAUCCAUGCAAAUCAUAUUGUAACGUAGACUGCAUGAAAUUUCCCACCUUGCUAUCUCAAAAGCCAGUUUUAUGUGUAAAUUGUGGAUUAAAAUGUCUGUCAGUUUUACCAGAAUGUAAAUAAAGAUCUCUUGUAAACA
Molecule: messenger RNA, 6208 nt
Organism: Megalobrama amblycephala (Wuchang bream)
Lineage: Eukaryota; Metazoa; Chordata; Actinopteri; Cypriniformes; Xenocyprididae
Gene: cilp2
Product: cartilage intermediate layer protein 2
Source: RefSeq, a predicted model, not a curated record